AGAAGAAUACUGUAUUUGUGUUUGCUUUCUUCUGAUAAGAAUAAAUAAACCAAAUUCGUCGGACCGGCGAAUCGUUUAGUCAUGUCAAUGGAGACGAUGCCGGAGAGAGAUCCACAGCAAGAGAUUGAAGAGACUACUCCGUUGCUCGACGAUUCUCAACCCGAUGGUGAAUCGAGGUCGAGGACCGCGACUACGAAGGUGCCGGAGGUGGAGAUCCAUUUGUAUCGGUGUGGAAAAGGUCCGAUCGAUGUGUUCAAGUCGAAUCUCGGAGGUUGGGAGCAGGAUCAGCUCGAGGUUCGACCUAUUCUUGAGAAAUAUGGAUUAAAAUCCAUCUUCGCUUUCAACGUCGAGAAAGGUCGCGCCGUACCGAUCCGAUUUCACCCUAGGAAUGGCCGCUCUGUGCUACCUUACAGGGAUGGCGCCGUCAUUUACAUCGACGGUGAACCUCAGGAUUCCCUGAUUAAACCCAUCACAAGAAUCGUGCUUGGAGUCGUGAUCAUUACGCUGUUAAUAACGUUUCUAUUGAAAGACCCUCCAGCGUGGAUCAAGAACAACAUCACCAUGGGGAACUUUCCUCCGUGGGUGCUUGCGUGCAUAGUAAUAGUAUUCACCCGAGCGAGGAAGAGAACCAGAGACUUCUUUAGGAAGUAUGGCUGGUGAUAUCGCAGACCCUAACACUCGUCUCGCUUGAAAUGUGGUCGAAAAUUGUAGUCUUUUCAUCGACCAUAUAUAUAGAGGUUCUAAACCAAGGGGUUUUCUUCCUUGGUAACACUCUUUGUCUUUGAUAAGCCUUGAUGCGCCAAAUUACUUGCUUUCAGAACCAAGAGAUAGCAAGCGUUUUCUCCAUUUGCAUCUUGUUGAAAUUUAUUGUUUUGUGCAUUUUCAUGUGUAUGAGAUGUGGUUAUGCCAUUUUGGUGGAAACUGAUACUUAUCUUCGA
Messenger RNA from Eutrema salsugineum, 938 nucleotides. RefSeq lists its product as uncharacterized. Lineage: Eukaryota; Viridiplantae; Streptophyta; Magnoliopsida; Brassicales; Brassicaceae. The record is from RefSeq and is a predicted model, not a curated record. The transcript is spliced from 2 exons. Bases 82 to 660 code for a protein of 192 amino acids.